GACCCCCGAGUCUUAUCGCAAAGCAAACAGCUCCCACCAGCUUGUCAUCCGCUUCAGGGCUGAGGCCAGGGGGUCUGCGGCAGGGCGAGCCGGGGCUGGGCGUCCGCCCGGUGCAGCGCGGCGGGGCUGCCCGGCGGGGGAAGCCCGUCCCGGAGCGCGCGGGGCGCCGGUGGCGGCCGGAGGCGGCGGCUGGGACGCCGCGCGGCUGCCGCAGGGGAGCGGCGGCGGCGGCGGGCGCGAGGGGCGGGGCGCACUCCGCAACUUCGGCCGCGGCCGCCCGGCGCUCUCGGCCCCGGCGCGCGCCGCUGCGGGGCUGCGGGGGCUGCGGUGCGGCCAGCCCGGCCCGACCCGGGGCCGCCACCCCGCGCCCGCCGCGCGUCCGUCGGGGACCUCGGGCGCCUCCCGCGGGGAGUCCUCGCCCACGCGUCACCCGCCGCGGCCGGGGGGACCCUGGGACGUGCGGGGGUCGCGAGGCCGAGCCGGGCGCCCCCCAGUGGCCGGCGCCGGCCCCCAUGGCUGGGCCGCGCGGAGCCGAGCGGGCAAGGUGAAUCCAGCCCCGGGGCGGGCAGCCGGGCAGCCGGAGCGCUUGGCGGGGGCGCCGGCUCCAUGGGCAGCGGCGCUGGGCACGAUGAUGGACGUUAACAGCAGCGGCCGCCCCGACCUCUACGGCCAUCUCCGCUCGCUCAUCCUGCCGGAGGUGGGGCGCGGGCUGCAGGACCUGAGCCCCGACGGUGGCGCCCGCCCGGUAGUGAGCUCCUGGAUGCCGCACCUGCUGAGCGGCUUCCCGGAGGUGACGGCUAGCCCCGCGCCCACCUGGGACGCGCCCCCGGACAAUGUCUCCGGCUGCUGGGAGCAGAUCAACUAUGGCAGAGUCGAGAAAGUUGUGAUCGGCUCCAUCCUGACGCUCAUCACGCUGCUGACGAUCGCGGGCAACUGCCUGGUGGUGAUUUCGGUGUGCUUCGUCAAGAAGCUCCGCCAGCCCUCCAACUACCUGAUUGUGUCCCUGGCGCUGGCUGACCUCUCGGUGGCCGUGGCGGUCAUGCCUUUUGUUAGUGUCACCGACCUCAUCGGGGGCAAGUGGAUCUUUGGCCACUUCUUCUGCAACGUCUUCAUCGCCAUGGAUGUCAUGUGCUGCACGGCCUCUAUCAUGACCCUGUGCGUGAUCAGCAUCGACAGGUACCUUGGGAUCACGAGGCCCCUCACGUACCCUGUGAGGCAGAAUGGGAAAUGCAUGGCCAAAAUGAUUCUGUCGGUCUGGCUUCUCUCCGCCUCCAUCACCUUACCUCCGCUCUUUGGAUGGGCCCAGAAUGUGAACGAUGACAAAGUGUGCUUGAUCAGCCAGGAUUUUGGCUACACGAUCUACUCCACCGCAGUGGCGUUUUACAUCCCCAUGUCGGUCAUGCUGUUCAUGUACUAUCAGAUUUACAAGGCCGCCAGGAAGAGCGCGGCCAAACACAAGUUCCCGGGUUUCCCGCGCGUGCAGCCCGAGAGCGUCAUCUCCCUGAACGGUGUGGUGAAGCUCCAGAAGGAGGUGGAAGAGUGUGCGAACCUUUCAAGACUGCUCAAACACGAAAGGAAAAACAUCUCCAUCUUCAAGAGGGAACAGAAAGCAGCCACCACCUUGGGGAUCAUCGUGGGUGCCUUCACCGUGUGCUGGCUGCCGUUUUUCCUCCUGUCCACGGCCAGGCCCUUCAUCUGCGGCACCUCGUGCAGCUGCAUCCCGCUGUGGGUGGAGAGGACAUGUCUGUGGCUGGGCUAUGCAAACUCUCUCAUUAACCCUUUCAUAUAUGCCUUCUUCAACCGGGACCUGAGGACCACUUACCGCAGCCUGCUCCAGUGUCAGUACCGGAAUAUCAACCGGAAGCUCUCUGCCGCGGGCAUGCACGAGGCCCUGAAACUUGCCGAGAGGCCCGAGAGAGCGGAGUUUGUGCUCAUAACCAGAGCCUUAGGAGUCCAGCAGGCACUCGAGAAUUUUCCUUGGGGUAACGGAAUGAACACAGGGAUAAAAGCUGUGAAUACUGUUGCACUGACAAAACUCUGACAACUGUAGAAAAAAAGUCCAUGAUACAUGACACAGAGUGGAACAGUGGAGAUGAAACAAUGCAAAAAAGGUGGAAACAACGAAGUCAUUGACUGCAAAAUGGAACAUAGCUUCUGUCUUCUUAGCUGGAAUGUAACGAGGGAUGAUCUGUUGUACAAAGUGUGUCUUGGGGGAGAUGGCAACCCCUCUCCUUUUUCCCGUGGAUCAGUGAUAUUGUGUUUAAAUGAAAAUAGUUCUCAGUGUCAGCCAGCCAGUCAUCUCAGCGGUAAGCACACUACAGAGCUGGGUUCCGGGAGGGAAGCAGUUCCAGGUGCUUUCCACAAGUCCACAUCCAUGUGAGUGGGGGGAAGAUCCUAACGCACAAUUCCCAUGCUUCCAGUCUAGGCUUUGUGGUAACUCUUCAGGAACCAUUUCAUGAGACAGAGUGCAUCUUGUGGUAUGACGGAAGGGUGUCUUUCCGAGCAAACUGCAGCCAAGCAUAAUGUUGAAUGUGUUGCAUGUCCAUGUUAGGAAACCGAAACCAGUCAUCAGCUAACACAUGAUUCCCCAGAGCAGUGUUUGUUCAAAGCUUCUGUUGAAUACUUUGGCUUUUCUGCAGGGUCCCUGCGACCUCCCACCAGUGUGCGUCCACUGUUAAACCCCUUAUCAUUAUGGUGUAUCUCAGGAACAGAUCUCAGGAUGGAGAGAGGCAGAAAACCUGAAUAGAGCUUUUGCUUGCACUCACACUCCUGAAGGCUCCUGAGAGAGGAGGGUAACCGGAGAAGAGUGACCACCACCUAACUGCACUGUAUAUUAACAUGAUUCUUGGCAUGUUGUUUACUGUCAUCUUCUGCAAGAGCGCGAGGAGGCCACGGGGCUGGUCCAUAACUGUGUACUAUGAGGAAGGAGUUGCGGUGCUUCCGGAGACAGCCUACACAUGUUCAUCCAACUGGACUGUUUGAAUUGUGUGAAUUGGAGGUCACCUGGACCCCCGUUGUGAACACUCUAGAACACCAUUCUGUUCCAUGUAAAGAAUUUGUCUCCAUGUUCUCUGUAUCUUGAAUCAAAUGUGUGCCUGAUGAAUUCUGUCCUCUAAACUCCUCCCCCCCCCCCAAUAAAAACGGUCGACAUUAAGGACAGGUCAGGAAGCAGAAAAGGUUCCUUUGUGGAUGGUAUCUUUUAAAUGAUACUGUGUUGUAGUCUGGGUGAAGGAGAUGGAAAGUCAUAGACCAGAAGAAUACCCAUGUCACAAAGGGGGGGCAUGAAUGCAAACUUUUAUUUGAUAAAAGAGAACUGAAAGAGAACACUAUUUUCCUACAAGUAAGAAGACUUCCUCUCACAGGAUCAAAUGGAGUUCCAACAUGGAUUAUGGACUUCUUUCCAAUGUCACUGAUGUUUAUUGUGAGACACAGGGAAGGGCCCCUUUGCUGUGAAGGGGAGGUAGGCACUGCCCUUUCAGACAAAGUGUGUACAAAUUCCUGAGCCACAGAUUUGCUAAAGUGACCGUAUAUACUCAGAUUCAUAAUUUAAAUAAUGAUUAUGUCAGAUACAUGUUGUUAAAUUUGAAAAUGUUUUAUUACAUUACAUCAAAAUAAAGGUUAUUUGUAGCUGGAAUAAAGCAACUUAAGUAACUGUUCUUAAUAAGAGGUCUGAUGUCAUCCAUGGUGCGCUCUGAAGGAUGGCAGGGGGUGAACUCUGGGCUUGCGCUUGCUAAAACCCUAACAGGUAGCUCGGGAGUGGCGGUGCACCCCUGUAGUGCGAACACACAGGAAGCAGAGGCAGGAGGAUCUCAAGUUGAAGGCAGUCAGAGUUUAUAUCUGGAGACACUCUCAAAAAAAAAAAAAUCCUAGAAAGUCAUUGAGACAGCUAUGUACUAAAUUAUACUCCAAAGUAGAAAUUC
This is a messenger RNA of Meriones unguiculatus (Mongolian gerbil), 3920 nucleotides long. RefSeq names its product 5-hydroxytryptamine receptor 7 (gene Htr7). Gene Ontology annotation, biological process: circadian rhythm; smooth muscle contraction; G protein-coupled receptor signaling pathway, coupled to cyclic nucleotide second messenger. The transcript has 4 exons. Lineage: Eukaryota; Metazoa; Chordata; Mammalia; Rodentia; Muridae. Gene Ontology annotation, molecular function: G protein-coupled serotonin receptor activity; neurotransmitter receptor activity. Gene Ontology annotation, cellular component: membrane; dendrite. The record is from RefSeq and is a predicted model, not a curated record. The coding region runs from base 629 to 2041 and encodes 470 amino acids.